CCACCGCGGAGCCAUAGAAGUCGUGGCUCCCCUGACAGUGCGGCCUCCCAUCAGCUGCAUUGAGAACAUGAGUGAUUCCCAGCUUCCACAGGCUGUAGCGAUCAUUGGCCACUGACCUUCGCACAAAAAGGAAACGGCAAUUAUGAUGAGAAACGCGUCAGAGGGGAAGCAGAAAUCCGGGGUCAUAUUUAUCGUAGGAGUUGUCCAGAGCUUACAUGUCGCCAAUGAACAGCCCUCAGAGCGAGGAGGAAAUGACCCAACUGAGCGUCCGUCGCUGGACGCCCAAACACGUCGCCAAGUGGCUGAAGGAAGAGGGCUUCUGCGAUUAUGUGGACCUGCUGUGUAACAAGCACCGAUUGGAUGGCACCAGUCUGCUCGCCCUCAGCGAGUAUGACCUCCGCUCGCAACCUCUGGAGCUCAAGGUGCUGGGGGACAUCAAGCGGCUGAUGGUGUCGCUCCGCAAACUUCAGAAACAGAACAUCGACGUGUUGGAGGAGCUGGGUCUUCCCUUCGACGGCCACUCUCCUACAGGCUCCGGAGGCAGUUUGGAUUGGCUGUGUAAUGGAGACCCGGGCAGAGACUGUGACAGCACUGACACAGCACCAGUGGGAGAGGAAUAUCACCAGUACACUAAUGGAAAGUACAAGCAGCAGGCUAGGCGUCUGGAUCCAGAGUACUGGAAGACAGUGCUUAGCUCCAUCUAUGUGGUGUUUGUGUUUGGAUUCACAUCCUUUGUCAUGGUCAUAGUGCAUGAGAGGGUGCCUGACAUGCGCACAUACCCUCCGCUGCCAGAUAUUUUCCUAGACAGUGUGCCUAGAAUACCAUGGGCCUUUGCAAUGGCUGAGGCGUGUGGAGUGAUCCUCUGUAACAUCUGGCUACUUGUUCUGCUGCUGCAUAAACACAGGUCCAUCCUGUUGCGGCGCUUGUGCAGCCUCAUGGGGACAGUGUUCAUGCUGCGCUGUAUCACCAUGUUUGUCACCUCCCUGUCAGUGCCAGGACAGCACCUGCAGUGCUCAGGAAAGAUGUAUGGUGACAUGUGGGCCAAACUGCAGCGAGCUGUGGCCAUCUGGAGCGGUUUUGGGAUGACCCUGACAGGAGUGCAUACAUGUGGUGACUACAUGUUCAGCGGUCACACUGUGGUCCUGACCAUGCUCAACUUCUUUGUCACAGAGUACACUCCACGAAGCUGGAACUUCAUUCACACAUUGUCCUGGGUCCUCAAUCUUUUCGGCAUCUUCUUCAUCCUGGCUGCACAUGAACACUACUCCAUCGAUGUGUUCAUAGCCUUCUACAUCACUACCAGACUCUUUCUAUACUACCACACUCUAGCCAACACCCGGGCCUACCAGCAGAGUCGACGAGCUCGCAUCUGGUUCCCCAUGUUCUCCUUCUUCGAGUGCAAUGUGAACGGGCCUGUGCCCAACGAAUACUGCUGGCCCUUCUCUAGACCUGCUGUGAUGAGGAGGCUGAUUGGAUAAAGAACAGGAGCAGCAGCGGUACUUUCAGACACUAAAUAACCUGUGCUGUUUUGUCUGCUUUGUCAAGUUGCCAACGGAGGUGGUAUGUCAUAUCCUCAUUAAAAAGGAGGUUGAUGUCAUCCUGUCAGCACUGACACCUGAUGGGAUACACAGAGCCAUACCUUCUUAUAUUCUGGGACUUAAUUUCUAACUUGGUUCUUAAAAGACCUAUUUACACACUUUGCCUGUUUUGAAAACUGAACACAGUGGAGAUACGUCUCAUUGAUGGGUUGCUCAUUUUGUCUCUAAAGGGAUAUCAUGUUAUGUUGCAUGAACUGCAUUUUUUUGGUACUACCCAACUUAAAAACCUAGUAUUUGGACAGCACAUGAUAAAAGGAAGCCACAUUAAAAAAAAUUCUCAGGCAGAAGCGUACCUAAUGCUUUUCAGCAAUUAACCAUUUCCUGUGCAAUUAAAAUACCUAAUCAUUUCAAGGUUUGAAUCUUGAUUCUGAAAAACUGAAAGUUUUGUUUUAUCUCCCACUUUGUAAUUUAUCAAAACAUAACUCUGUGGACCACUGUUAAAGCAAUAUGGAAAGAUCUACCUUACACUAAUGCUUUUUUUUUUCUGUGAAGCAUUUUUUUCCCUUGAUAGUAAGAAGCAGAUGUUAUGCAGUCUUCUGCAUUCCUUGAGAUUACGCUUACAUUUUGACAAUGUUACCAAAUGCUGACAGAGAAAUCCAUGGCUCAUCAUAAGAUAAACUACAACAUGCAUAGACUCCUUUGUUUUUAUUGUUUAUGUAGCCGGCUUUUUCUUUACCAGACCCAGGAAAGAUACAUACAAGAAAUGUCUUUAUCAGCCAAAAACAUGGAAUGAAUUUUUUUCUUUCCCGGCCGUCUUAAAUAUAAUUCCAUUUGCCAAUUACCUUGAGUGUCACGAUAGGUUUCUCUGUGCAAAAAUGUCCAGAAUCUCGUUUACUGUUGGAUAGUUGGAUAGUGCUUUUUUUAAUCGUCAUACAGUGUAAAUGGCAAGACCCAAGUACCAGUUACACUUUCCAAGAUAUUAAUCCUUUGACAUUAAUAUGUACUAAUAGUUCUUAAGAAGGACCCUUAAAUUUGUAGGUAUUUGUUUAUAUUAAUUUAUUUCAUUUUGUAAAUGUUCAUAGGUAUUUUUAUAUUUCAUGUACAGAGUUACAGCAGCAUGCACAUGGAGAAAUAUGUUUACAGUUGCUCUUAACUAUGUAUUUGUUUUAAACACAAUGUGCUAUUUAAGUGUAAUGUUGAUUUCAGAUUGGCAUCUGCAUUUCAUUGAGUGAAACUUGCCAGUGUAAGAGAUGUUUUCUUUGAUUUGGUCAUUACACUACAUUAGGAGCAUGAAUAUUCUAAAUGAAGCUGACCUUUCAUUGAGGAACGAUGCUGUUAUGUUCAUUCGCUCCUGCAAAGCCACAUAACUUGUUUCAUGUUUCGUUCAAUCAUUUCCAUCAUUAAAGAGC
This is a messenger RNA of Xiphias gladius (swordfish), 2947 nucleotides long. Its product is annotated as sphingomyelin synthase-related protein 1-like. NCBI's taxonomy places the organism in Eukaryota, Metazoa, Chordata, Actinopteri, Istiophoriformes, Xiphiidae. The transcript is spliced from 6 exons. Gene Ontology annotation, cellular component: Golgi membrane; endoplasmic reticulum membrane. Gene Ontology annotation, biological process: ceramide biosynthetic process. Gene Ontology annotation, molecular function: protein binding; sphingomyelin synthase activity; ceramide cholinephosphotransferase activity. The coding region runs from base 216 to 1478 and encodes 420 amino acids. The record is from RefSeq and is a predicted model, not a curated record.